Messenger RNA from Helianthus annuus (common sunflower), 834 nucleotides. RefSeq lists its product as uncharacterized. The transcript has a single exon. The record is from RefSeq and is a predicted model, not a curated record. Lineage: Eukaryota; Viridiplantae; Streptophyta; Magnoliopsida; Asterales; Asteraceae. The coding region runs from base 1 to 834 and encodes 277 amino acids.
AUGAGUAAUGUGGGUAAUGGUCUUGAUACUCAGUUUUGGACCGACACAUGGGUCGCGAACUUACCACUAAACUCAAGAUUCUCUGCACUAUUCUUGUUGGAAAAGUUCAAAGGUUGCUGCGUACGGGAAAGGUUGGAGGUCUCGAAAACUGGACAAGUGAUCGGCCCAAAGUGGUGUUGGGCUCACGAGCCUCUCUCCCACCAGGAAAUGGUGGAAAUCACGGAACUCAACAACGUUAUCUCACGGGUCAUCUUAUCUGAUUCCAAGGAUGAAUGGGGCUGGUCUUCGGAGCACUCGAACGAAUUUUCGGUUAAGGAAGUAAAGAGGUUGAUUCAGAACAACAACAUGCAUACCGACUUGGAUAAAUACGAAUGGAAUGGAUGGAUUCCUCGCAAGGUCAAUAUCUUCGGGUGGCGCAUGAACCUUGAUCGUCUAUCGACUAGAACGACACUAGCAAGAAGGAACAUUACCAUGGCUUCCGUUGUAUGUCCACUCUGCGGUGAAAAGGACGAAACGGUCCAGCACAUUUUUGGAUCAUGUUAUAUCAGCUCUGUGGUAUGGCAUUUGGUGUCUAGAUGGCUCCCGAUUUCGCCCAUUUAUACAUUCAAUAUUUCAGAUCUUCUUCGGGUUCAUAAUCACAUCAACAGGCCGGCCGCUAUGAAGAAAAUGGUGCAUGCUAUUAUCUUAACAGUCUGCUGGAGCUUAUGGAAACUGCGGAACGAUGUGGUUUUCUCUGGUAAAAGAGUGGACAUCUCAAGACUAUGGGUAGAUAUUAAAACAACAAGUUUCCUUUGGAUCAAACAUAGAGCAAAGAUGCACGCGUUAGAUAAUUAG